AUGGUCUCACAUCAGCGAAAUUUUUAUUAUUUUCUGCCAGCAAACGCCGCUGCUUUCAUUUUACUUUUCGCGCCGUUCACAGCAGCAGCGAUCACCACUGGUUAUUCCAGCUCAAAUACGAGACUCAACCAGGAAUUGGCAGUGAUUUACAAAAGCAGAUCGGCGAUAAAUGACGAAACCUUGACGAAGAAUGUUUGUGCUGGUUGGUGUCAAGCUUACCCGGGUUGCACGGCUUACAGCUAUUAUUUCCGAACUAUUGACAAGUUUGCAGAAUGCAAAAUCGGACCGAGCUCGACUUCGACGCAGCAGCGAACAGGAGCCACGGUUUACUCGAAACUGAGAAUGAAUCUCUUUGGUGGAGAAGCCUGUGAACUUCAGAGACAAUGCAAUACGAGUUCCAUGAUGAGCUGCGUGAACAACGUAUGCACUUGUCCUUCUACUCAUACCCUGGCAAUGGAUGGACAGCAGUGUUUACCACGAUUAACAUUGGGGAUUUCAGACAUGGUGUACAAUGGGUGCGAUCCUGGACGGGUGUUUACGUCCAGUUUGCGAGCUAUGAGCGCAAAUGCUGCUAUCGAAACGAAUCUUAUGGGAUUGUUCUUUUACUCUGACGGCUCGGUUAACUUUGAUGGAUUUGACGUCAUCAUGGCUCCAUUUUGACGGGAUUGUAUGCUCAUGAUUCAAGUUAGUUUUGGAUGGUGGUUAGUCAACCACCAUCCAACAUCGGAAAAUCUUCAAUAUUUUUUUUUGCCGCAUGAACGCAUUAUUUUUGAAGGACGCUUCGGCAAAACGAAGGAAAUUCAAGCCUUUAAUAAAGGUGACGUCACUUUAUUGCGCAAUUAUUUCGAGUUUCGACAUAGAAAAGCCUCUGUGGCAUUGGGGAAAAGCUUUUUGACAGGCGUAGAAAAUGUACAGCACUAGAUGUCACGCGAUGCUCAACUUCAUGGUGUGUGUCCGAUCGAUUCUUGGUUUCCACAG
Messenger RNA from Notodromas monacha, 978 nucleotides. The record is from the annotation of a GenBank genome assembly. NCBI's taxonomy places the organism in Eukaryota, Metazoa, Arthropoda, Ostracoda, Podocopida, Cyprididae.